This is a messenger RNA of Tauraco erythrolophus (red-crested turaco), 390 nucleotides long. NCBI's taxonomy places the organism in Eukaryota, Metazoa, Chordata, Aves, Musophagiformes, Musophagidae. The record is from RefSeq and is a predicted model, not a curated record.
UACUACUGCUGCAAGAAGGAUGAGUCCGAGGAGGAUGAGGAGGAGCCCGACUUCGCCGUGCACUCCCACAUCCCGCCGCUCCACUGCAACCGCAACGUAGUGCUGACCAACGGCCCGUCCCUCUACGCCUCGUCACCCUUCAGCAAGAAGCCGGCACCGAGCCGCCCCAGCUGCCCCAGCUGCUCACCAUACGAGCCCCCCACCUUCUUCCUCCAAGAGCCCCCCGAGGACCUGCACAACGGGGGCGACCGGGUGAGCUACAAGACGGUGAGCCAGGAAGAUCUCGACCUGCCAGUGAGCGUGGCCAACCUGCAGGCACUCAACCCCAACCGGCUCUCGGCCAUGCGCGAAGCCUUCUCCCGCAGCCGCAGCAUAAGCACCGACGUGUGA